AUGCCACCGAAUGAAAUACAAGAGAAACUUAAUUUAACGAAACUCAAUGGACAUAUGAAAUGGCAUUUGCAACCAGCUUGUGCCAUUCAAAACGAAGGUAUUCACGAAGGCUUUGAAUGGUUAGCAAAGUCUAUGGUCGAACAAGUUGAUCUAACUGAACCGAUCAAAGAGACAAUGACAGAUUUGACCAAAUGGGAAAAUCGAGUAAUGUCUUUAUGGAAGACAAUGGAUUUUAAAUCACUUUGGGAUAUAUUUACUCGAUUCUUUUAA
This is a messenger RNA of Rotaria sp. Silwood1, 270 nucleotides long. The record is from the annotation of a GenBank genome assembly. NCBI's taxonomy places the organism in Eukaryota, Metazoa, Rotifera, Eurotatoria, Philodinida, Philodinidae.